Messenger RNA from Rhopalosiphum maidis (corn leaf aphid), 2788 nucleotides. RefSeq names its product solute carrier family 26 member 10 (gene Prestin). The transcript is spliced from 6 exons. Gene Ontology annotation, cellular component: membrane. The coding region runs from base 547 to 2631 and encodes 694 amino acids. Gene Ontology annotation, molecular function: chloride transmembrane transporter activity; sulfate transmembrane transporter activity; bicarbonate transmembrane transporter activity. The record is from RefSeq and is a predicted model, not a curated record. Gene Ontology annotation, biological process: transmembrane transport. Lineage: Eukaryota; Metazoa; Arthropoda; Insecta; Hemiptera; Aphididae.
UGGACUGUAUAUCCUCGGUCCGUGCCCCGUGGUGUCGCGGAGUGAGGAGAAAUGACAACUAUCAUUUUAGAUUUAGCAUUUUAGGGCUUUAGGCUUUAAUGGUCAACAUGAAAUGAGUAACGUACUGCUAAUAAUUUUUUUCUACUGAAUAAAUAAUCAUAAUUAUUUUUUUCGUUCAACGUCAGUAAUUACUAAUUAGUCAUUCAACCAUGACUAACCAUGUAUCUACAAUUAUUAGUAUAUUAUUGUCUAAGCAAUAAAUCUAAUUUUUCAUUCUUAUUAUUAAAUUUAAGUUUAGUUAGAUUUUCAAACGAAUAAUCAAGUCAAUUAAUUGUCAGUGUUUACACAUUCACUGGUUUCAAUGCCAUGCACACCACACUUAAGGUCAAAUGAGGUAGUAAGGUUUACUUCCUAAUUAUGUAAAAAACAGUUAUGCACUAUGUUGAAUCACUUAACUCAGAUUAGCGGAAGAAGAAUGAUUAAUUUUUAAAAUAAUGACAAAGUUUUCUUUAGUUAUAUCCUUCCUAUUUAAAUUGUUUUAACAAUAUGGAUGAUGAUGAUAAAAAAGGUUGUAUGAACAGAGAUCAAGAGAGAUAUCGACCCGAAUUUCGCUACAGCCGAGUCAUGGGCAAAAUGAGCGGGUCAGUGGUCAUAAACGUGAAGCGGCCGGUAUACCAGCUGGACGACCUGCACGAUGGCAACCCGAACGUGGAGCUGGAGACGACCGUCAAGCGGAAAAAAGUGGCCAAGCUGAAUUGGUCGGACGUGAAAACGGUGGUGCCGGCAAUCGAUUGGCUGUUCACCAACUACAACUGGUCCGAAGAUUUCUUCAAGGACUUCGUGGCCGGGUUCACGGUGGCCGUGCUGAACAUACCACAGGGCAUGGCGUACGCUAUGCUCGGCAACGUUGACCCGACCGUUGGACUCUACAUGGCCAUCAUGCCCGUCAUCGUUUACAGCCUGUUGGGCACGUCCAAGCACGUUUCGAUGGGAUCGUUCUCGGUCGUUUGCCUGAUGACCGGCAAAGUGGUGAGCACGUACGCCAACGCCAAUGCCAACAACGCCAAUUACAACAACGCUAACGUGGACGCGGAUCCCACCGCUGGUACGUUCGCUGACCCGGCGGUAUCGCUGCAGCCGCACAACGCGGCCGCCGUGUACACGUCCAUCGAGGUGGCCACGGCCGUCACACUGAUGGUCGGCCUCAUACAGAUACUCAUGUACGUGUUUCGGCUGGGCGUCGUGUGCACGAUACUGUCCGAGACACUGGUCAGCGGGUUCACGGCCGGCGCGGCUGUCCACGUGGUCACGUCCCAGAUGAAGGAGUUGUUGGGCGUCAAGAUCGAGAACCACAACGGGCUGUUCCAAAUCGUUCUCACCUACUACGACAUCGCCAACCGGAUCCGGGACGUCAACUUCGCCACGAUCACCGUGUCCAUCAUCACCGUCGUAAUGCUGCUAUCCUACAAUAUGCACCUGAAAGCCUUCAUCAACAAGCGGCUGUUCAUGCCUGUGCCCAUCGAGCUCAUCACGAUCGUCAUUGGGACGGCGCUUUUUCAGUUCACCACGUUCUCGGAUGACUAUCAAAUCAAACUGAUAGGCGAAAUCGAGAGGGGCCUGCCCGAUUUCAAACCGCCGCCGGUGAACCUGCUGAUGAGCGUGAUCACCGAGAGCGCGAUAAUCGCGAUCGUCGCGUACUCGAUCACCAUGUCCAUGGCGCUGCUGUUCUCCGAGAAGCUCAAGUACACGAUCGACACGAACCAAGAGCUGCUGGCCCAGGGCGUGGGCAACGUGUUCGGUUCGUUCUUCUCGUGCCUGCCGUUCGCCGCGUCGUUGUCGCGCAGCGCUACCCAGCAGACGGUCGGCGGCCGCACCCAGAUGGCCAGCAUCGUGUCGGCCGGUCUGCUGGUGGCCGUCGUCCUGUGGAUCGGCCACCUGUUCCAGCCGCUGCCCAGGUGCGUGCUGGCCAGCAUCACGAUCGUCGCCCUCAAGGACAUACUGCUGCAGGUGCGGGACGUGGUGCGCGUGUGGCGGACGUCCAAGGCGGACGCGGCCAUAUGGAUAGCGACGUACUGCACGGUGGUGCUGGUCGAGAUCGACGUCGGGCUGCUGGCCGGCGUGGUCGUGUCGCUGUUCUUCGUGUUCAGCCGCGGCAUCGGCACCGGCGUCGUGGUGCUGGGCCGCAUACCGGACACCGACCUGUACGUGGACAUGGACAGGUACCGGCAGGCGGUCGAGGUGCCCCGCGUCCGGAUCGUCCACUACUCCGGCAGCCUGAACGUGACCAACCGGAACGCGUUCCGUGACAAGGUGCACGGCGCGCUCAGCCGGUACGACGGACAGCUGGCCCCCAUCACCAUAUCGAUAAACAGCGGCAAGGAGACAGUGGUCCGGGCCCAGUGCGUCGUUUUCGACCUGUCCGGCAUGCACUACGUGGACAGCUCGGGGCUGACCAUGUUCGCGCGGCUGGUCGACCAGCUCAACGAGGCCGGCCUGCUCGUGUACGUGGCCGCCGUGUCUGGUAACGUGUACGACAACAUGCGGGCCAAGCAACUGGGCACAGUGCAGUUCUUCCCGACCGUCCACGACGCCGUCGAGUUCUACAACAACCUGGAAGAGUUGAGAGCGUGAUCGCGUCCGCGCGCCGCACCGGUCCUCCCGCCGAGCUCGCGCCCCGAGUAACGAAUCGUUUCUACCACUCCGGUCUGUCUGUACACGUAUAAUAAUUAUUAUAAACGUUCUCGUCGGCGUCGUCUGACCGAUGGAAAAGCGAUUAAAAAAUUAUAUA